Xenia sp. Carnegie-2017 is the source of this 2892-nucleotide messenger RNA. RefSeq names its product protein kinase C iota type-like. Gene Ontology annotation, biological process: establishment or maintenance of cell polarity; protein phosphorylation. Gene Ontology annotation, molecular function: protein serine/threonine kinase activity; protein binding; ATP binding. NCBI's taxonomy places the organism in Eukaryota, Metazoa, Cnidaria, Anthozoa, Malacalcyonacea, Xeniidae. The record is from RefSeq and is a predicted model, not a curated record. The transcript has 17 exons. Bases 722 to 2584 code for a protein of 620 amino acids.
AAAUACACGACAACCAUUCUUAUUGUACGUUUACAAUAGAAGAGCUUGUUAGUGUCUAGUCAGUGACAUUUGCUUCUGACGUAUGCGCUUGUUAAUAACUUGGCGUUAAAAUGAAGUAGAAGAAGUAAGACUGUUCAAUGAGGAAAUUUUGGAGGAAAGAAACCACGUUAAAUUGGUGAAUAUAUCCUUCUCUUCUCCUCUGGGAAUACUUUCAUUUAUUGUUUCGUCAUUUUGUUUUCAACGUUAGUGACAUUUGAAUACUAUGUUGUUGUGUGAACUGUGAAUGAAAAUGCGCUAAUAUAACAGCUGUUUCCAGCUCGUGGUUCUACUGUGUAGAAGAUUAUACUUUCGUGAAUCGACGUUAUUAAUCAUCAGAUAAAAAAACACCGUGUUUGCCGUGAGCGAUAUGAUUUUACUUCAGCUUGUAUCACUUUUGUGAUCAGACGCGCUCUGUUGGAUCUCUGUUUCAUUUACAUAAACUGAAAAUUAAGUGGUGGUGUGCCAUUCAAAUGUUUUUUUUUUGUUUGAUAAAAUGAUGUUCUGAAAAGUGAUGUGUUUAUAUCAAACAUAUCUUUGAUGUUACUCUUUGUGUUGAUGACGCUAUACUUUAACAUUAUAUAUCACACAAUGAGCGCAAUUAAACAGAAUGGUUAAAAAUGAUGUGCGAUUAACAACCGUUCAAGAAAUCUUUAUAAUAAACUGAAAACAUCAUUUCCAACAAAUGAUCCCUCAUUCCUCUCCUACAUUUCCACACACAUGGAAUCGUUUUCACAAUUUGACGACUGAUUUGGAAGUGAAGUACGAACAGCCACAAAAGCGUGUUACGAUACCUGCAAUCCCUAAUGGAAAGCGUAAGAAAACAACGAAGGUUUCAUUUGAUGAAAACUCUACUCUUAACCCAGAAAAUAAACAAACAGAGAAACACACCGGUACGACUGAGAGUAACCGACUCUCUUCCGGUUAUAUUUUGAGUUUGCCUCCAAAAGGACAAAGUAAGUUAUCGGGGACUUGUGAAAAUCUGUCUCGUGUCUGUAAAAACGAACGUGAAGAUGAUGUUGGGAAUUGCGUGAAAAGAAAAGGACGAUUACACACUACCCGUUCAUCUCCAAACGUAAAAGGAAAAGCUGUUAAUCAAACAAUUGAUGGAAAUAUUUAUCGUCGUGGCGCUCGUAGAUGGAGGAAGAUUUACAAGAUCAAUGGACAUUCUUUUGUGGCGAGAAGAUUCAGUAGACUUGCACAAUGUGCCUAUUGCACGGACAUUAUCUGGGGAUUGGGUCGACAAGGUUAUAAAUGCUUGGAUUGUCGUGUUAUUGUUCAUAAGAAAUGCAGUCGAUUAUUACCUCAAAGCUGCGAAGAGAUUAGAUCAAAUCAAAAUGCGAGGUACACUUCCUUUCCUACUGACUCUGCGGAAAAUACUGGUAACGUUCAUGAUCGUGUAGUAAACCGAACCAACAGCGAUAGCCCAAGUCCACAUAGUAAACUGUAUAAUGACUCAUUUCCUUUGUCGAAAUCGGGACUGGAUACGAGCAAGUCCCACGUUAAUGUUAACGAUUUCGACUUCAUUCGUGUAAUUGGUCGUGGCAGUUACGCUAAAGUUCUUUACGUCUCUCACAAAAAUACUGGGAUUAAGUACGCGAUGAAAAUCGUUAAAAAAGAAUUAGUAAAUGAUGACGAGGAUAUAGAUUGGGUCCAAACUGAGAAACACGUGUUUGAACAAGCAUCGAAUCACCCGUUUCUCGUCGGUUUGCAUUCAUGUUUCCAGACAGAAAGCAGACUUUUCUUCGUGAUUGAAUUCGUAGCAGGAGGUGAUCUUAUGUUUCACAUGCAGAAUCAGAGAAGAUUACCCGAAGAUCAUGCCAGGUUUUAUUCAGCUGAAAUAGCUUGUGCUUUGAAUUUUCUUCACGAAAGAGGUAUUAUCUAUCGAGAUCUCAAACUCGAUAAUGUUUUGCUGGAUAAAGAUGGUCAUAUCAGAUUAACUGAUUAUGGCAUGUGUAAGGAAGGUUUAAGACCUGGUGACACUACUAGUACAUUUUGUGGAACACCAAACUAUAUUGCACCGGAGGUUCUGCGUGGAGAAGAUUAUGGUUUGAGUGUUGACUGGUGGGCUACUGGAGUUCUUUUGUUUGAAAUGUUAGCUGGACGAUCUCCGUUUGAUAUGGUUGGUCAGGCAGAUAAUCCUGACGUGAAUACUGAAGAUUAUCUAUUUCAAGUAAUUCUGGAAAAGGCAAUUCGAAUUCCAAGGUCACUUUCCGUAAAAGCUGCCUCAAUUCUUAAAGGAUUUCUAAACAAGAAUCCAGAAGAAAGAUUAGGUUGUCAUCCACAGACAGGAUUUGCUGACAUACAAUCUCAUUUGUUCUUCAGAGCAAUAAACUGGAAACAGUUACAGGCUCGUCAGGUAUGUCCUCCGUUCAAACCACGAGUGGAAGAAGGACAAGAAGUAGAAAAUUUUGAUCCUCAGUUUACUGAAGAACCUGUUGUUCUUACGCCUGAUGAUCCGAAAGUGCUUCAUGCUAUAGACCAAUCAGAGUUUGAGGGAUUUGAAUAUGUGAAUCCAUUAUUAACAUCAACAGAAGAAGUCGUAUGAGUUAAGGAUUAAAUAAGAGAAUCAAAAGGGGAGAAAUAUAAGGAGAGUAAGAUAAUAUUUUUAGAUUAUUGCUACAACACUUGCACAAUGUAUAAUAGCCAUUUAAUGACCACGGUAAGAUCAACUUUAGUGAGCAUGCUCCGUCGUGAUUCCUGCCAUUUCCAAGAUUGCUUUAUCUGGAUUUUCGUCCCAGGUUCCCGGCAAUUUGACCUGCAUAUACGUACGAACAGAAAGGUUCUUAAUAUACACAACGUACAUGUAUAAUUACAAGGUGUCCAAAUAAUAAAUCCAUCGAAUACCUUUUGUAA